AUGGCGGAGGGUGAACAGUCGGUGAUACCAAACAUAGAAGAACAGAAGGAUUUUGUUGCGACUCAAUUAGAUAGACAACUUAUCAAAGGGGAAAAAUGGUACAUGUUAGAUGUCAAAUGGUACAAACAAUGGAAGAUCUAUGUUGGCUUUGAUACAUGGGAUCACUACAGCGUUGGGGAAGACAGUGCAAAUCCAGGACACAUAGACAACUCUCCUUUGUUUGAAGACGAUGCCAACACAAAGUUAAAGGAGCACCUGAUAGAAGCACUUGACUACAUCCUCAUACCUGCUGAAGGAUGGGAUAGACUUCGCACAUGGUAUUCCAUGGCAGAGGGACAGGAACCUCUGCCUCGCAAUGUGAUAGAGGAGGGUGUGUACAGCAAGGCCCUGAAGGUAGAGGUGUAUCCAUGGCACCUGAAAGUGGCUGAGAACUCAACACCCGACAACCAUGUGCUCAUGCAGUUCAGCCGCGUUGAUACUAUAGAGCAAUUGGAAGUGGCGAUGAGGCGUGAGUUCAACAUCAACAAGGACAAGGAGGUCCGUCUGUGGAACAGGUACAUGACCAACAUGUAUGAGCCACUGGACAAGAAGGAGACCACCCUGCAGGACGCGGGCCUCAACACAGGCCAGAUUGUCGUCAUAGAGCAGAAAAACGACGACGGUACCUGGCCAAGGGCAAAACCUGUGCCAGUGAAUACAAACACAUUUACCAGCUCAAGUACAAAUAGUGCUUCUAAACCUUCAUCACAAGGAGCUUACUAA
Molecule: messenger RNA, 762 nt
Organism: Dreissena polymorpha
Lineage: Eukaryota; Metazoa; Mollusca; Bivalvia; Myida; Dreissenidae
Product: ubiquitin carboxyl-terminal hydrolase 15-like
Exons: 6
Coding region: 1-762 (253 amino acids)
Molecular function (GO): cysteine-type deubiquitinase activity
Source: RefSeq, a predicted model, not a curated record